CUUUAGGCGCGUCCCUCGAACUUUUGUUCAGACUCAAGGUGUCGGUCGAAGCUUUCUAGAUCAGCUGGAGAGAUUUGAUACUAAUACGGAGUACCUACACAUCUAACCGUUGGAACGAUAUAAACAGUCUGAACCAUCGCCACUCUCGAAUUUCCUCUCGUCAUGUCCUCAGCCAAGCUAUAUCCUCCAAAUAACAAGGCACCAUCCUCCAGUCCUCUACCUCAACUCUUGCAAACCCCCUCAGGUCUAGCUCUUCUGGAACUCCAAGGGACCAUUAACCUACCUCAGGACGCCAAUGGAGAUGCAUUAGGCGGCGUCCAAGUUGGAAGACUUGACUUCCCAGAUUUCGUGAUCGGUACUGAAGGCUCAGCAUGGAUGAAGCGGGUUCACCUUUAUGUUGGCCAGCAUCAACGUCUCACUGGGGAGAUCAAAAAGCUUCCAAAAGCCAUGGCCGUGGUGCGAAAGAGAGAGAAUAAGGUGAUACCUGGCUCAGGGGGGGGGACGCUGGAGCAGGGCAAAAAUCUUGAAGUCGUUGAGAUUGUCAAGUACAAGCUUAUGUUUCCAAACCGGCCAGAGCCUGUCGGAACGGCCAAUGCGACCUGAUGACCUUGUUUUGUCUAGAAGGUCAAUGAAAACAGGCAAUAGCUUACUACGAAUGACGAGACUUCUGCACCUUAUUCCAAGUCAACACUUAAAUCUCCCAUAUCCUCUUGAUCCGAGUGAAAAGCUCACCCAUCCGUCCACUUCUUUAUCGAUAUUGGACUUUAUUCUUCAUCACCCUACUGUAUAUCCAGCUAAGGUCCCAUCGCACUUGUUGGGUCUCAAUCGUUCAGUAUCAUCAUUGCAUCUAUUCUCAGGCAAUCUGCAAAGGCCUUGUCCUUCCUAGCCCGUCCUUUCCGUAGUAGUCCAUGGGAUAGACACCUUCACCCCAAUCUUGUCGCUCACCCAAUGCAAUAAGUGCCUCAUACGGCGUUAACAACGGCCGUGGGAAUGCAUAACCCCAAUCAAUACUCAAUCGAGGGCAAGCAACCUGUACCCAGCACUCGACGUCCGACAUGAGCGCCAAUUUGCCCGGAAAGAUCUCACUUAGUAGUAAGUGUACAAUAGGAAUGCCUCGCGCCUUGAGCUCUUUCUCGAUGAGGUCCAACGUAUGUGGGUUGCCCUGGCGGCCGAGAGCGCCGAGAAUUAGGCCCCAUUUGCGUGCUGUACGAGCGCUAUGAAUGGCUGUUCGACGGAGAGACUGCAUUUCGUCAUGGCCGUACGCCUCCUGCGUGAGUUUUCGAGAGUAAGGGUCGUAUCGGUACGCUGGAAUAGAAGGGUUGUGAAUCAUGAUACUCUCAAGGUGGAAACGACCAUCACCCAGGUACAGGAUCAGAUCGAUAUUGUCGUCGUCUUUCAGACGAGGAGAAGUGCAGCCCAGAAUUUCACCCUUACUCAAUGGUGCAAUCUGGGGAACGACAACACGGAAGCCGCCGCGCUCGAGGCUGCUUUUGACGCCAUGGAUAGUAGCGUUAAACUGAAUAGUGCCGACAACAGCUAUUGUUUUUCCGCUGGCAAAGUUGCGCUCAAGGGAUGCUAGGAGAUGUGUAGCAUCAAUGCUGAUGUCUACAAAGACGUAUAGAGUUUUGAUCGUGGUCACGUCGACUGGGAUGAGGCAACUGUGGGCAUAGUGCACCAGCAGGUCACAACCAAGGGCCCUUGCUGUGUAAUCAUCGAUACAACAAGCGCCAUAGGUCACAUCGCCCAUGAUGAGUGUCUCGACACCAGGGCAGAACUGCGCCAAGAUAUCUGAUAUAGUAGUAGCAAAGAGUAAAAGGCCCUCGGGCAUCUGUAACGCAACUCUCUUGGCGUCCGAAGUUUGAAUGCGGUGGAUCGUCUUGGGGAUCUCAAAGUUGUAGUUAGUAGGCAAUAACGUAAUGGCAGC
Fusarium verticillioides 7600 is the source of this 1924-nucleotide messenger RNA. Its product is annotated as chromosome transmission fidelity protein 8. Gene Ontology annotation, biological process: mitotic sister chromatid cohesion. The record is from RefSeq and is a predicted model, not a curated record. Gene Ontology annotation, cellular component: Ctf18 RFC-like complex. The coding region runs from base 163 to 603 and encodes 146 amino acids. The transcript has a single exon. Lineage: Eukaryota; Fungi; Ascomycota; Sordariomycetes; Hypocreales; Nectriaceae.